Cryptomeria japonica (Japanese cedar) is the source of this 3666-nucleotide messenger RNA. Its product is annotated as probable LRR receptor-like serine/threonine-protein kinase At1g07650. Gene Ontology annotation, molecular function: protein kinase activity; protein binding; ATP binding. NCBI's taxonomy places the organism in Eukaryota, Viridiplantae, Streptophyta, Pinopsida, Cupressales, Cupressaceae. The transcript has 24 exons. The record is from RefSeq and is a predicted model, not a curated record. The coding region runs from base 320 to 3382 and encodes 1020 amino acids. Gene Ontology annotation, biological process: protein phosphorylation.
UAAACAAUAAACAUUAUAAAGGGUUCAGUUUUAAUGGUUUUGUCAAUUCUUUAUAAUAGAAUAAAGGAUCCCUGCCAUUUUAUUCUUAAUUCAAAAUUGACUGCGCUCCACCAACGAGUCAAUUGAGUGCUUUCCAUAAAUUCCUAAGUGACAACUCAAUUCAACGCUUCUUCCAUGAGCUUCGUCGUAAGUUCCCUCACCCAACUCAAUAAGUGAAUUCUAUUCACUUUUCUAUUAUUAUCAUUAAAACCCAUACUCGUACUUGCUCAGAAUUAAAAAACACAAGCAGUCAUCCCUGCAAUCACUUCCUAGUUCUGCAAUGGCCACCAUUUGUCAUGUGGGUCUUAAGUUCUCACUGGUUAUGUGCAUAAGCUUUUUCUACAUUCUGCAGACGGGAAAUUCUGCUGCUAAUAUAACAGACCCCCUAGAAGUUAAAGCACUGAUAAAAAUAAACAAUAAGUUACAAUAUAUAGAGUGGGACUUCGGUGAAGAUCCUUGCAGUGGGAAGGGAAGCUGGAAUAAAAGCCAGGAAAAAGGUUUCGCAAACUACGUCUCCUGCAACUGCACUUUGGAUGGGGAAAGCUUUUGCCAUGUUACCCAUAUACUUCUCAAGAGGCAGAAGAUCUCUGGAAUGGUUCCAUCCGAGUUUGCCGAUCUCACAUACCUUGAAGAACUUGACCUGACUGGGAACUAUAUUAACGGCUCAAUACCUGUAGAGUUGGGAUCUUUGGCAAAUUUGAAAAAUUUGUCUCUUGGCAUAAACCGUUUGUCUGGAUAUAUUCCAAAGGAACUUGGAAACCUUAGUAGUUUGAUAUCACUGGUUGUUCGUUCAAACAAUUUAUCGGGACAACUGCCAUGGCAACUUUCAAGAUUGAGUAAUCUUGAGAAAAUGCAUAUUGCAAAUAAUCAAUUUAGCGGACGUAUACCCACAAGCUUUUCCCGUUUCAAGGUUUUGAAUGAUUUUCAAGCUUGUAGCAACAAUUUUGACGGUGAAAUACCGGGUUUCAUUGCUAAGUGGAAGAAUAUUUCAACCUUGAGACUUCAAGCUAGUUCUCUGAAGGGUCCAAUUCCAUCUAACUUUUCAAGCUUGACUAAAUUGAAGGACUUGAGGAUAAGUGAUCUAACUGGUGGUGGAUCAGAUUUAUCAUUUGUGAGCAAUCUAAACAAAUUGAAAACAUUAGUGCUAAGAAAUGCCUUGAUAUAUGGAGAAAUUCCACCAGCGAUAGGAAAAUUCAAAAAAUUGGAGAUAUUGGAUUUGGCAUUCAACAAUUUGAUAGGAUCUAUUCCAGACACGUUCCAGGUUCAAACAACUAAAGGCUAUGCUCUAGAAUAUUUGUACCUUGAAAACAAUAGCUUAACAGGAAACCUCCAAGACCAACAAUGGUUAAACAAAAUUUCUCACGUGGACUUAUCUUUUAACAACUAUUCAGGGGAUUUUCCUUCAUGGUUGAGUGGAAAGACAAAAUUGAAUUUGAUAGGGAAUUCUUUUAACACGAAUCUUUCUCAAAACAGAGAAGAAGCUUAUCUUCAAAGAAGCUUCAUAUGCAACAAAGAAAAUCGGCAAGAUAACUUGGCCAUUAAUUGUGGAGGCAAACCAUGGAAAUCUUCUAAUCCGUCCAUAAAUUACGAGGAGGAUGAAAAUCCAACUGGCGCUUCAACCUUCUUUCUGAGUCCUGAAAAGAGAUGGGCAGUCAGUAACACAGGACAUUUCAUGGAUAAUUCAAGUAAAACAACAUAUCUAAGGAAAGUGAGCAACCUUCAGUCUACUACAGGAAACAGUACUCUGUACAUGACAGCACGGUCUUCUUCAACUUCCUUGAGAUACUAUGGAUUAUGCCUUUACAAUGGACAAUACAAAGUGCAACUCCACUUUGCUGAAAUAGAAUUUUCCAGUAACAAAUCGUUCAGAAGUCUUGGAAGGCGCCUCUUUGAUGUCUAUAUUCAGGGAACUAGGAUGUUAAAAAAUUUUAACAUAGAAGAGGCCGCUGGAGGCCCGGGAAAGGGUGUUGUUAAAAUUUUUCCGGUGGAUGUAACUAAAAACUACCUGGAGAUUCACUUUUUGUGGGCUGGAAGAGGAACAUAUGACGUGCCAGUGACAGGAACAUAUGGACCUUUGGUAUCAGCUAUUGUAAUUACUCCUGAAUUUGAAGUUGGUAAAAGAAAAAGAACUGCUAUGGUUAUCGGCAUUGUUUUCGGGGUAGUAAUUUUUGUAGGCAUGGCAGUGUGCUUGUCAUUCAUCUUUUUUAAGAAAAGAGAUGUAAUGAAGGCUGGAUUUUCGGAUGCUUUUCUGAGUAAAGAAUUGACAACUAUGAAAGCAAUGUCUAAUUCUUUCACUCUUGAAGAGAUAAGAAAUGCCACAAGUGAUUUUCACUCCGAGAAUAAGAUUGGAGAGGGUGGUUUUGGUGCUGUUUUCAAGCAGGGAAUACUACCAGAUGGAAAAGUGGUGGCAGUAAAACAAAUGUUUGCAAAAUCAACACAAGGGAAUCGUGAAUUCUUAAAUGAAGUAGGUACAAUAUCUGCGGUGCAGCAUCCCAAUUUGGUGAAAUUGUACGGUUGUUGUAUUGAGGGAAAACAGCUGCUCUUGGUAUACGAAUACCUAGUGAACAACAAUCUAGCCCGCACUUUAUUUGGUCCCGAGGAAUUUAGGCUUAAUCUCAAUUGGCAUACACGAUACAAUAUUUGCCUUGGAGUUGCACGUGGUUUGGCAUAUCUGCAUGAAGAAUCUAGAUUGAGAAUUGUGCAUCGAGACAUCAAAGCUACAAACAUCCUUCUCGAUCAAGAUAUGUAUCCAAAGAUAUCAGAUUUCGGCUUGGCAAAGUUAUUCGACCGGGAUAGAACUCAUGUUAGCACCAGGGUGGCAGGAACAAUUGGAUAUAUGGCUCCUGAAUAUGCUUUAAAAGGUCAACUCACUGAGAAGGCAGACGUGUACAGUUUCGGAAUAGUUGCUCUUGAAGUAGUAAGUGGCAGAAAGCACACGGAGAAGAAGUUGCAAGAAGAGAUGGUUUAUCUGACAGAAUGGACUUGGCAUUUGUAUGGAGAGAACAGACAGCUGGAUUUGAUCGAUGUCAAUCUUAAACGUUCCAGCUACUUGGAGGAAGAAGUUUUAAGGACAAUCAAUGUGGGUCUUUUAUGCAUCCAAGCAAAUCCUACACUGCGACCAUCGAUGUCACAAGUUGUUGACAUGCUGGAGGGAAAAAUAGGUGUUGAUGUUUCACAUUGCGAACCUCCAUAUCUCAGCUCUGGGAUGAAGAACGAGCUUGCAGAAGAGAGUUCAUUGUCUUACUUGGAGGGACCAUGGGAGGGAAGCAUCUCUUCGCAAGAAACAUCUGUUGUCAAACAACAAAAGACAGAUGAUGAUAAUGAUGAGAACAGUCUUAUAUAAAAUGAAGUCCUGCUGGCCUCUAUCCAGUUUCAACCUCUGACCUCCCUUUGUCGAAAUGUUAUACAUAGAUAAAGCUUUUAUUGUGAUGAGUGGAUGCUUCAUUCGUAAUAACAGGUAUUGUUUCCAUGAAUGAAAGGUGUGAGAGAAGUUUAUAAGGGUUUGAAUUUUUAUUGAUUUCAUUUUGCAACUUAAAUGACAUAUUUGUAAACUUAAAAAAAAAUUCAUAUAAAUAGAAUAUUUUGUAAACUUUUUAAAUAUCUAUAUAUCUUGAACAUAAAUGUAAA